UAUAGUUAUAACCCAGAUACGUACAGUACAAGACAGAGUUGUUUUUAUCAAAUUAAGUUUUCAAAAUGAAAUAUUUUGCUAUGUAAUAAAUAUGAAAAGUGUGUUUUGGUUUGGCUUUUUCUAUCGAUUUCCCCAAAAGUAAUAUUCCUUAAAAAUGAGUGAUACUUCUGAUGAAGAGUGGAGUGAAUCAUGGAUACCAUACAGCCAAAGAAGUGAUUGGAAAGAUGUGGUACCCUUGGCGCAGGAUGAUGGUGAAAAUCCAGUCGUAGAGAUAGCUUACAGUGCAAAAUUUCGCGAAAUCUUUGACUACUUUCGUGCUAUUCUUGCCCGCCAAGAGAAAUCCUCCCGUGCCUUGGAACUGACCACAGAUGCUUUACGCCUAAAUCCAGCCAAUUAUACAGUGUGGCAAUAUCGGCGAGAUAUUCUGCGUGAACUGGGAAGCGAUUUAAGCGAGGAGCUGGGGUACAUUGAGGAUGUCAUUACUGAGAAUGCCAAGAAUUACCAGGUUUGGCACCACCGUCGAGUUAUUGUUGAAAUGCUGAAUGAUGCCUCAAAGGAAUUGGAUUUGACGGAGAUGGCUCUUCGCACCGACGCCAAAAACUAUCAUGCAUGGCAACAUAGGCAGUGGGCUAUAAGCACCUUUAAUCUUUACGACGAUGAGCUGGCCUUCGUUGAUCGUCUCAUUUCGGAAGAUAUACGCAACAAUUCAGCAUGGAAUCAACGAUUUUUUGUACUCAAACAUUUUGGAUUUACAACAGAAGUCAUACAACGCGAACUUGACUAUGCUUUGAAUCGCAUACGUAUUGUUAAGAACAAUGAAAGCUCCUGGAAUUACCUCAAAGGUAUAUUGCGGCGCAGUGGCAAUGGUUCAUUGUCCCAAUUCCCCGAAGUUAUAGCAUUUUGUGAAGAACUUUACGCAAAUAAUUCCCGAUCUCCGUACCUUAUUGCAUUUUUAAUCGAUGUUUACUGUGAAAAAUGUUUGCAAACCUCUGACUUGGGUGAAAAAGAGGCACUAUCACGUAAAGUCUAUUCGCUGUGUGAUGAUAUGUCGAAGAAACACGACGUAAUUCGUCGUAAAUAUUGGCAAUAUGUAGCCGAUCAAUUAAAAUCGAAGCUGGACUCGAAGCAAUUGUAAAUAGGACAUCGAAGAUAUAAAAUUAAAGUGUUCAGAGAAUGGUCUACUUAAAAAAAGUUAACUCUACUUAUAAGGAACUUGUCAUAUUCUUUCUAAGAAUUCUAUGAAGUCAGAUUUUUUAAGUUUGUGAUCAAUUCAUUGUCUAUUUUUAAAUAAAACAAAAUGAUACUGCGUAUGUACAGGAAACAAAAGAA
Stomoxys calcitrans (stable fly) is the source of this 1329-nucleotide messenger RNA. RefSeq names its product protein farnesyltransferase/geranylgeranyltransferase type-1 subunit alpha (gene Fnta). Gene Ontology annotation, biological process: protein farnesylation; protein geranylgeranylation. NCBI's taxonomy places the organism in Eukaryota, Metazoa, Arthropoda, Insecta, Diptera, Muscidae. The record is from RefSeq and is a predicted model, not a curated record. Gene Ontology annotation, molecular function: CAAX-protein geranylgeranyltransferase activity; protein farnesyltransferase activity. The transcript is spliced from 4 exons. Gene Ontology annotation, cellular component: CAAX-protein geranylgeranyltransferase complex; protein farnesyltransferase complex; cytoplasm. Bases 155 to 1135 code for a protein of 326 amino acids.